Penicillium salamii is the source of this 468-nucleotide messenger RNA. NCBI's taxonomy places the organism in Eukaryota, Fungi, Ascomycota, Eurotiomycetes, Eurotiales, Aspergillaceae. The record is from the annotation of a GenBank genome assembly.
AUGCCUUCUGUCAAGUUACAUCCCCGGCCCUCGAUUCAAGCCAACAAAGCGACCGCUACCGCUCCCUCAAAUCCAGCCCACAACCCUCUCCCAACACUGCUUCAAACACCCUCCGGUCUAGCCCUCCUUGAGCUCCAGGGCACAAUCAAUGUUCCCUCGGGGAAUGAAGAUGAGGACAAAGAAGAGGCCUCCGGGAAGAUCGACCCCGCAGCCGCUUUUGAAACCCCGAUCGGAAAGCUCAUGUUCCCAGACUACUCGACCCUCAAUCCAGACGACACCAAAUGGAUGAAGCGUGCUUACCUGUACGUCGGCCGCUACCAACGAAUGACUGGAGAGGUGAAAAAGCUUUCACGUCCGAUUGCUAUCUUGCAGAAACACCCGUCGGAAGGCGAGGAACUGGAGGUUGUGGACAUUGUGCGAUAUAAGAUCUUCUUCAAGAAUCGGCCUGAGCCCGUCAACAAUGUCUGA